AUGGCCUUCCUCACACGGUCAAUGGCUCCCCUCUCGAGAGCCUCCGCUACCCUCGCCGUCCGCCCCACAACUACAUUUAUGAUCCUCCGCCACAAGUCCUCCGCCACGACCACAACAGCAACAGCAUCAGACAAGCUCCGAUCGCCUGAGCUGUUCGAUCAGACCAUUGUCCUCUCCAACGGAGCCACCUUCACCCUCCGCACGCCUUCCCCUCGCGCCCAGAUCCGUCUUACCCGUGAUACCAGGAACCACCCUCUCUGGAACCCCGAGAUGCGCGGAAAUAUCUCGGGCGAUGAUUCAGGACAAUUGUCAAAGUUCGCCAAGAAGUUCGGAGAUAUGGAGGGCUUUGGCGAUGAUCUGGACUUCGCUGAUGGUGGAGAUGUUGACCGUAAGGCCUUGACGGCCAAGCAGGUCGCUCAGGCUUCAACGUCGUCUGGUGGAAAGGGCAAGAAGAAGAAGUAA
Messenger RNA from Linnemannia hyalina, 462 nucleotides. Lineage: Eukaryota; Fungi; Mortierellomycota; Mortierellomycetes; Mortierellales; Mortierellaceae. The record is from the annotation of a GenBank genome assembly.